GCCGUGGAAACGGCCGCCCUAUAAAUACCGCAGUGAGGCAUAUCCCUCCGCAGACAGGCAGACCACUCCUCAAGCAGCGCAGUUCGUAGGAAGGAACUGCUUCAUUUUAACCCCAGCUCUAUCGGCUAAUGGACAAACUCUUUGUAAAUGCUUUUUAAGAAUCCUCACUCUAGGAAGGCAAAGUCCAGCUGCUCAGCAGGCCCAGGCCUUGAGUUGUACCUGAAGGGGUUUAACUUCACUGGUGAGCCACCUUGGCUUCUCUGCACCUGAGUGACGACAUCUCCCAAUUCCAAGUCUUUCAUAUCCGAUCUACGUGUGAGAAAACGAUACCAAUCAGGAUGAACACCACUGCACUGUCCAAAUGUGACUUUUCCUUCCUUGAAGAGGGCUUCUCUGCUCGGGACAUUGUUGAGCAGAAAAUCAAUGAGUCAUCCUUGACAGACGAUAGAGAUGCAUUCUACGUCUGUGACCUUGGUGAUGUUUUACGAAAACACCUCCGCUGGGCGAGGGCGUUGCCUCGCGUCACGCCGUUCUAUGCCGUCAAGUGCAACGACAGCCAGGCGGUAGUUAUGACUCUGGCAUCACUGGGAACUGGCUUCGACUGCGCCAGCAAGACGGAGAUCCAGCUUGUUCAGUCUCUUGGAGUGGAUCCAAGUAGAAUCAUCUAUGCCAAUCCCUGCAAGCAGGUUUCCCAGAUAAAGUAUGCGUCUGCGCAUGGCGUCCAGAUGAUGACCUUUGACAGUGAAGUGGAACUGAUGAAAGUUGCUCGCUGUCAUGAUGAUGCAAAGUUGGUUCUGCGUAUUGCCACAGACGACUCAAAGGCGGUGUGUCCCCUAAGCGUGAAGUUCGGGGCUCCUCUUAAAGCCUGCCGCGGUCUCCUAGAGAAGGCAAAGGAACUGGGCCUGGAUGUGAUCGGUGUUAGUUUUCAUGUUGGCAGCGGCUGCACUGAUGCUGAGACCUACACCAAAGCUAUUGCUGAUGCUUGCUGUGUCUUUGAUAUGGGGAGAGAGCUGGGCUUUACCAUGGAUCUCCUGGACAUUGGAGGAGGCUUUCCUGGUUCAGAUGACACUGAACUCAAAUUUGAAGAGAUCACAGUAGUGAUCAACUCGGCCCUUGAUAAAUACUUUCCAGUUGACUGCGGGGUCAGGGUCAUUGCUGAACCGGGACGCUUUUAUGUAGCCUCUGCCUACACACUGGUUGUAAAUAUCAUUGCCAAGAAGGUCAUCAUGGACGAGGACUCAUCUUCUGAUGAAGAAGACGAAGGGACCAGUGACAGAACUCUGAUGUAUUAUGUCAACGAUGGGGUGUAUGGCUCCUUCAACUGCAUCCUCUAUGACCAUGCUCACUGUCUGCCAACGUUGCAUAAGAAACCAAAGCCAGAUGAAUCAGUUUACCCUUGCAGUAUAUGGGGCCCAACAUGUGAUGGUCUGGAUCGGAUAGUGGAGCUGUGCACCCUGCCUGACCUCCAGGUGGGCGACUGGCUGGUUUUUGAGAACAUGGGUGCCUACACCGUAGCAGCAUCCUCCACCUUUAAUGGCUUCCAAAGGCCUGACAUUUAUUACGUCAUGUCCCGUCCCGCCUGGAAAUGUGUGCAGCAAAUCUGCUCUGAAGGCCUUCCAGCUCCUGCAGAGGAGUCGGCUCUGUUCGACUUCCCAGCGUGCUGCGGCAGAGAGAGCAGCUUGGAGAUGCCCACGAAGCCCUGCCCUGCCAACGUGGUCUAGAACAGGAAGCAACGUUCCUUAGAGUUAGCUUCUUUGAAUAAUAAUAAUAUUAAUAAGCAGGUAGUGUUCAUCAAGUUCCAAACAUGUUAAAUGAGGCCAGUUACUUGACAGGGGGGGGGGGGUCAUGUUGAUGCACACAUUUCAAUGUUCUGUCCAGAAGUAGGAAUCAACCUUUAAGAGGCUGAAUCAACUCAGACAGUCUAUCUACCAGAAAUAAAUAAAAUAGCAGCUUUAUUAAAUGGAUCUGCUGCUGGCUGCUAGCUUUAGUUUAGUUCACUAAGUGCUUUAUCUUUCCCAUUUCAGAACGGGGGGAGGUUAAUAAUUCUGAGGUAAACUGAAGCACAGCUUUGAGUGAACUUUUCAGUAGCACUGCUUGUAUUGUGACUGUUUAGAUUGCAGACAGCGUUAUCUGUGCUGACUGACCUGCUGGGUCAGCUGCCAUGUUGCCCUGCUAGCUACUUAAGCAUCAGUCAGAGGUGGAAUUCAGAUCCUCUAGUGGUUGAUAUCAUUAUCUUUUCCAUGAUCACCACUUCUGAACAGAACUCAAGUGUUAAUCUUUAAGAUUAGGAAAAAAGUUUUCAGUUUUGAUCCGUGUCAAUAUAUUUACAUGAAUUGUUAGUAAAGUGCUUUUGAACAAAGCAGAGAAAUAUCUUCAAGAUUAACACUUAAACAUGGGGACUCAAAAAGCAGACUGCACCCCCUCUUUUUUUUCUCUAUUUUUAACUUGUGGAAUUAUAUCUAUUCAUAACAAUAUUGACAAAGUUUAACGAUGCAUGUGAACUGGAUAUGAAAGACGGGGAUUGCACAUUCAUAUCGCUUUCCUAUGGAAACUUUUUGAAGUUUUGUAUUUUUUUAUUAAAUAAAGUAUUAGGUGCAGAACCGCAGCAUGUGUAGUGGUUCAAACUAGAAACUGAGAAUGUUACUCAACCAGCACAAGCCUCAGGAGCUCCAUCUGGUGGCUGUUUUUAGUUUUUACCCUCAAACUAAUGUAAAUGGUAAAAACUUCAGAUCCGUGCAAAA
Cyprinodon tularosa is the source of this 2741-nucleotide messenger RNA. RefSeq names its product ornithine decarboxylase 1 (gene odc1). Gene Ontology annotation, molecular function: ornithine decarboxylase activity. Gene Ontology annotation, cellular component: cytoplasm. The record is from RefSeq and is a predicted model, not a curated record. Lineage: Eukaryota; Metazoa; Chordata; Actinopteri; Cyprinodontiformes; Cyprinodontidae. The coding region runs from base 339 to 1721 and encodes 460 amino acids. The transcript is spliced from 11 exons.